AUGGUCUAUCGACCUUGCAGCCACCUGUUGAAAGAAGAUUGGCCCCAGUACUUGGAGACGGUGCGGCUCCUCUUUGCUAGGGGGGGCCCAUGUCCAGUUCGAAUGAGGAUGCUCCUUUUUGGGGAUGAGGUCUCUGCUGGGCUGAGCAUUGACAAACUCCAGCUCGCCCUGUACGCUGGGCUCAGGGACAAGCUCAAGUCGGGGGCGAUGCUGCAGUUUUACCUUGAGCAGCGCGGACCUUGCCCGGCCUCAGAGGACACGUGCCUUCUUCGACGCCUGAUGCGCGAAUUCCCACGGGUGCACCUGGUGCCGGCAAAGCUGCAAUGCCUUGGGGUGGUGAAGCUGCUCCUGAACAUGAACACUCGCACUGCCAUCAACAGGGUGCUCGCGGAGAUCAGCUGCAUCUACCUACGAGGCACCUGCCCUGGUUGUUGGCCGACUACGCGCUGGCCUCGGCCACGGAGACCACAACGUCGGCCGCCUCUGCAUUGA
This is a messenger RNA of Symbiodinium natans, 492 nucleotides long. Lineage: Eukaryota; Dinophyceae; Suessiales; Symbiodiniaceae. The record is from the annotation of a GenBank genome assembly.